Molecule: messenger RNA, 1305 nt
Organism: Botrytis fragariae
Lineage: Eukaryota; Fungi; Ascomycota; Leotiomycetes; Helotiales; Sclerotiniaceae
Product: putative caspase domain-containing protein
Exons: 7
Coding region: 1-1260 (419 amino acids)
Biological process (GO): proteolysis
Molecular function (GO): cysteine-type endopeptidase activity
Source: RefSeq, a predicted model, not a curated record
AUGUCUGGGUAUCCGGGAUACAAUAAUGGAGGCUAUGGAGCACCAAACCAGCAGUACCCGCCCCAACCCUACUACCCCCCUCAACCAACAUACGGAGCUCCUCCUCCCCAAGGCGGAGGCUACGGAUAUCACCAACCUCCACCUCCACAACAACCCUAUGGAUAUUCUCAACCCCCUCCUCAGCAAUACGGCGGAUACAAUGGUGUGCCAUCUAACGCGCCACAAUAUGGCAGCCCAGGAAUACCCUCAGUCAGCUCAAACGCAUAUACAAAUGGCAAUCAGAAUGCUCCACCACCACCACCACAGGGAAUGCACUCAUUUGGACAAGGUGCCCCUCAAGGCUAUGCCUUUCAAUAUUCUAACUGCACAGGAAAACGCAAAGCACUCCUAAUAGGUAUCAAUUAUUUCGGUCAGCGUGGUCAAUUGCGUGGAUGUAUCAACGACGUCAAGAAUAUGUCAUCAUAUUUGCAUGAAAACUUUGGGUAUCAGCGGGACGAUAUGGUUCUUCUUACGGACGAUCAACAAAACCCAAUGAGUCAGCCUACCAAGCAAAAUAUAUUACGAGCCAUGCAUUGGCUGGUAAAGGAUGCUCGACCCAAUGAUUCGUUAUUCUUCCAUUAUUCUGGACAUGGUGGCCAAACCAAGGAUUUGGAUGGCGAUGAAGAAGAUGGUUACGAUGAAGUUAUUUACCCAGUCGAUUUCAGACAAGUUGGUCACAUUGUCGACGACGAGAUGCAUAGAAUUAUGGUCCAGCCUCUGCAACCUGGUGUCCGAUUGACAGCAAUUUUUGACUCGUGCCAUUCCGGAACUGCCCUCGACUUGCCAUAUGUUUACUCCACUCAAGGGGUUCUCAAAGAACCAAAUCUUGCGAAAGAAGCGGGCCAAGGUCUUCUUGGCGUUAUUUCUUCUUACAGUCAAGGUGACAUGAGCGGUGUUGCGAGUAAUUUAAUGGGAUUCUUCAAGAAAGCAACGACUGGAGAUGAUGCUUAUAACAAGACACUGGCUACCAAAACAUCGCCCGCUGAUGUGAUUAUGUGGUCCGGAAGCAAGGAUGAUCAAACAUCAGCCGAUGCUACCAUUGCUGCACAAGCAACCGGUGCCAUGUCAUGGGCUUUCAUUACCGCUAUGAAGAAAAAUCCACAACAGAGUUACGUCCAACUUUUGAACAGUAUUAGAGACGAACUCGCUACCAAGUACACCCAGAAACCGCAACUCAGUUGUAGUCAUCCGUUGAACACCAAUCUUCUCUUUGUCAUGUAAAAAGUCGCACAAAUGUAUUAAAGGGUUUAUGAUGCAAGGGACAAC